AAAUCUUCUCCAUUCACCGAUUCUCCCUCAGAAUAACCAAUAAUCAUCGAUAAGAUCUUCAGUAAAAUUCCAACGAUAAGUUGAUUGGAUCCAUAAAAUUAGCUUAAAUUGAGAUGGAGAAUGGAGGAGCGGAGAAGGUCCAUGGCGACGGCAAUGGCAAUGGGCAGACAGCCGCAGCAGCGUCGUAUACUUAUUGGGUCCGAGAAGCGACAGCGGACGCCGCUCCCCUCCCUCUUCCGAAGAAACUCAUCGCUCAAGACUUAGUUUCGAACCAAUCUCAGCUCGCAACGCUUGGUUCUGUUUGGAAUCGGGCUGGAACGUGGGAGGAGAAAAACCUUAAUAGCUGGGCUACCCAAAGAUUAAAGGAAUUGUUUAGAUCUGUGGCACAUUGGACUUCUCGCGGCAAGGCCGAGAUUUCUGAUGUAACCAAGUGUGAUGGCGAUGCAUUUUUGGUUACUGUACGAAACAAGAAGCGUGUAGGUUAUACGUAUGAGUUGACAUUAAAAGUCAAGGGCGAGUGGCAUAUACAGGAGGAGAAGAAAACUGUUAAGGGACAUAUUGAUAUCCCAGAAUUCUCAUAUGGUGAGCUUGAUGACUUGCAGAUGGAAGUGAAGCUCAGUGAAGAGAAAGAAUUCGUGCUGCAAGACAAGCAGCAGAUUGUCCAGGACUUGAAGAAGCUGUUUUUGCAGCCUGUCCGGGAGAAAUUGCUUCAAUUUGAGCAGGAACUCAAAGAUCGGUAGCGGUUCGUCUUUCGCUUGAUUAAAACUUUGGUUUUUGAUGCAAUUUGUUAUUAGACUGUAACUGUAUCAUGUCAUCUGCUGUUAAACACUGCUUAAAAUGGAAUUCUAUGUAGCGGGAAAUUGUUAAGGAGUCAAAAGGCUCCGUUGGUAUAUGGCUUAAAUGUGCCUAAUAUUGAGAUAGUAUUGUUUUGCCUGA
Hibiscus syriacus is the source of this 936-nucleotide messenger RNA. RefSeq lists its product as uncharacterized. Gene Ontology annotation, cellular component: cytosol. The record is from RefSeq and is a predicted model, not a curated record. NCBI's taxonomy places the organism in Eukaryota, Viridiplantae, Streptophyta, Magnoliopsida, Malvales, Malvaceae. Gene Ontology annotation, molecular function: protein-folding chaperone binding; ATPase activator activity. Gene Ontology annotation, biological process: positive regulation of ATP-dependent activity; protein folding. The transcript is spliced from 6 exons. The coding region runs from base 114 to 740 and encodes 208 amino acids.